AUGAAAGCUUUCAGCAUCGUCUUACUCGCAGCUACCCUCACCCUCGCCGCCAUCAACGAUCCUUGCACCGCAGGAAGCACACCCGGAAUAUGCCUGACUACCGCCUCUUGCUCCUCCUCGGGAGGGACGUCCCAUGUCGGCUUUUGCCCUAAUGACCCAACCAACGUUCAAUGCUGCACAAAGUCCUGCGGCGCAGGUGGCGUUUGUCGUUUCACCAGUUCUUGCACAAGUGGAAACACGGUCUCCGGUCUUUGUCCGGGACCCGAUAAUUUCAAGUGCUGUCUGCCCGCUUCUUCCGGCUGCGGUGCCCCAGCAGUCAACGCCGCCACGAUCGCCCUCAUCAAAAAGUUCGAGGGUUUCGUGGCCAGUCCUUCCCCCGACCCAAUAGGUCUCCCAACCGUUGGAUACGGUCACCUCUGCCAAACCAAAAACUGCGCAGAAGUUCCUUUCUCUUUUCCGUUGACGGAGGCGGAAGCAUCGACCCUCCUCAACUCAGACCUCAAGACUUAUGAAGCUUGCAUCACGAAGGACAUCGUUUCUUCUGUCCGGCUGAACGAUAAUCAGUACGGAGCACUUUGCUCGUGGGCGUUUAACGAGGGGUGUGGUGCUGCCGGAAGUUCAACUUUGAUAGCACGCCUCAAUGCCGGACAGGAUCCUGAUGCCGUUGCAGCUCAGGAACUCCCCAAGUGGGACAUUGCCGGUGGUAAGGUUUUACAGGGUCUUGUUAACCGCCGCGCUGCUGAGGUGGCCCUCUUCAAAACGCCUUCGAGCGUUAUUGCACACCCCCCUCAUUGUUAG
Messenger RNA from Laccaria bicolor S238N-H82, 798 nucleotides. RefSeq names its product glycoside hydrolase family 24 protein. Gene Ontology annotation, molecular function: lysozyme activity. Bases 1 to 798 code for a protein of 265 amino acids. The record is from RefSeq and is a predicted model, not a curated record. Lineage: Eukaryota; Fungi; Basidiomycota; Agaricomycetes; Agaricales; Hydnangiaceae. Gene Ontology annotation, biological process: peptidoglycan catabolic process; cell wall macromolecule catabolic process. The transcript has 2 exons.